Molecule: messenger RNA, 918 nt
Organism: Chenopodium quinoa (quinoa)
Lineage: Eukaryota; Viridiplantae; Streptophyta; Magnoliopsida; Caryophyllales; Amaranthaceae
Exons: 2
Coding region: 368-847 (159 amino acids)
Molecular function (GO): zinc ion binding
Source: RefSeq, a predicted model, not a curated record
AACACCUUACAAAAGGCUGAAAAUGUUUUUUAACACCCCCCAAAAAAAAACUUUUAUUUUAACACCUCCCAAAAAUAUAAAAGUUGGAAGUUAACACCAAAAUCCAUCUUCCGUUAACAGAACUGUUAGUGGGGCCCACCCCAACGGAUAUAUUUUUAAAAGAUCUGUAUAUAAGAACCAUUCUUCCACGAUUCUUGCACGAUAUAUAAGAACCAUUCUUGCACGAUUCUCCCCCAAUGAACGAAAUCGUUGUUCUUAUUGAAUAGCAGCAGCGUAUUGCAUUGUUGCACGAUACUUGAAACAAUUCUUUCACGAUUCUUCCACGAUUUUUGAGAAGAGGAACAGAUUGAAGCUGCUGAAACAGAUUAUGUCGUUUGUUAGCUCUUCCCCUCCUGAGGCCAGAAAAUGUAAGUGUGGUGUGCCAAUGGCCAAGCUCACUAGCUGGACAAGGGAGAAUCCAGGCAGGAAGUUCAUAUCAUGUAAGUUUUAUGACCCAAUAACAGAAACAAGGGGUUGCAAAGCUUUCGAAUGGGUUGAUCAACCUGAUGGAACAGAUUGGCAAACAGGGGUUAUCAACAACCUGUUGUUGGAUAAGAAGCUGCUAAAGGGUGAAGUUAAUGAAUUGAAAAGGGAAGUUGAUGAAAUCAGUGGCCAAAGGAGGUGCCUACUUAAUGAAGUUGAUAAUUUGAAGAUGAGAUGCAAGGCCUUGAACGCUGACAGGAAGAGAAUGAACAGGGAGUGCAAUGAAGGGAAGGUGUCUUCAAUCAGCUGUUUUGGUUGGGUGGGCAUGGCCAUUUGUAUAGGUUUGUCAAUGGGUGUAAUUUUCCUAAUGGCUAGGGGUGUGUAAUAGUAAGCUGUAUUAAGUAGUUAUAAUUUCUUGUAAUGACUUGAAGUGUUAUAAAUAUGUCUUUUAAUCAA